Messenger RNA from Lepus europaeus (European hare), 3326 nucleotides. RefSeq names its product angiotensin II receptor type 1 (gene AGTR1). The record is from RefSeq and is a predicted model, not a curated record. Bases 320 to 1399 code for a protein of 359 amino acids. The transcript has 4 exons. NCBI's taxonomy places the organism in Eukaryota, Metazoa, Chordata, Mammalia, Lagomorpha, Leporidae. Gene Ontology annotation, biological process: regulation of vasoconstriction; immune response; G protein-coupled receptor signaling pathway. Gene Ontology annotation, molecular function: angiotensin type II receptor activity. Gene Ontology annotation, cellular component: membrane.
CAGCCAAGACCCCGGGCAGCGGCGAGUGGCAGCACGCCGGGCAGGGUGCUAGCAGCGGAGCCCGACGCGCGGCCGAGAUCCAUGGGGAGCGGCUGCCGCCGAGGCGGGUCGUGAGGGCGCGCAGCCCGCUGGCGGCCGGACCUGAUUUGAAACAUCAUAGAUUAUUCUAAAAUGGCUGGGUUUUUAUCUGAAUAAGUCAAAGAAGCCAUCCAGGAAGUCGAUAUCAGCUCCUACGAGUCAGAACACAGUUUUGCAGAGGAAACAAGUAACAGAGAAUAGAGCUGCAUUUGAUGAGACAAAUUCAACCCAGGCCAUCAAAAUGAUGCUCAACUCUUCUACCGAAGAUGGUAUCAAAAGAAUCCAGGACGACUGUCCCAAAGCUGGAAGGCACAAUUACAUAUUUGUCAUGAUUCCUACUCUGUAUAGCAUCAUCUUUGUGGUGGGAAUAUUUGGGAACAGCUUGGUGGUGAUUGUCAUUUACUUUUACAUGAAACUCAAGACUGUGGCCAGUGUUUUUCUUUUGAAUUUAGCAUUGGCUGACUUAUGCUUUUUACUGACUUUGCCACUCUGGGCUGUCUACACUGCUAUGGAAUACCGCUGGCCCUUUGGCAACUACCUGUGUAAGAUCGCUUCGGCCAGUGUCAGUUUCAACCUCUAUGCCAGUGUGUUUCUACUCACAUGUCUCAGCAUUGACCGCUACCUGGCUAUUGUCCACCCGAUGAAGUCUCGCCUUCGACGCACAAUGCUUGUAGCCAAAGUCACCUGCAUCAUUAUUUGGCUGCUGGCUGGCUUGGCCAGUUUGCCAGCUAUCAUCCACCGAAACGUAUUUUUCAUCGAGAACACCAACAUCACGGUUUGUGCUUUCCAUUAUGAGUCCCAAAAUUCAACCCUCCCCAUAGGGCUGGGCCUGACCAAAAAUAUACUGGGCUUCUUAUUUCCCUUUCUGAUCAUUCUUACAAGCUACACUCUUAUUUGGAAGGCCCUCAAGAAGGCUUACGAGAUUCAGAAGAACAAGCCAAGAAAUGAUGAUAUUUUUAAGAUCAUUAUGGCAAUUGUGCUUUUCUUUUUCUUUUCCUGGGUUCCCCACCAAAUAUUCACUUUCCUGGAUGUGUUGAUUCAGCUGGGGGUCAUUCAUGACUGCAAAAUCGCAGAUAUUGUGGACACUGCCAUGCCCAUCACCAUCUGCAUAGCUUAUUUUAACAAUUGCCUGAAUCCCCUUUUUUAUGGCUUUCUGGGGAAAAAAUUUAAAAAGUAUUUUCUCCAGCUUCUUAAAUAUAUUCCCCCGAAAGCCAAAUCCCACUCAAACCUAUCAACAAAGAUGAGCACGCUCUCCUACCGCCCCUCAGAUAACGUGAGCUCAUCCUCCAAGAAGCCUGUGCCCUGCUUUGAGGUUGAGUGACAUGUUCAAAACCUGUUGGUGAAGUGAAAGAAGGAGCCAAAGAAACAUUCCUGCACAGCACUUCACUACCAAAUGAGCAUUAGCUACUUUUCAGGAUGUAAGGAGAAGCUGGAUCAAUUGGACUGAACGGGCUUGUCUACAGCUCUGAACAAAAGCUUUCCUUUUCUUUUGCAACAAAACAAAGCAGAGCCAUAUUUUGCAUUAAAUAAAUGAUGGCUGCUCAAAGAAUGAUGACAGAAACUGGACAAAUGUGUUGAUUUCAGAAAUGUUGCUGGCGGAAAUGCAGUCUCCCCAGUCUGCUCUUGUUCUAUUAUUUUUGAUUUCUAUAUAAAGGUAUUUAGAGGAUGUGACAUCUACAGAGGAGCAACAGGAGAUCACAGUUCAGGAUUGUUCUUUCUGCCCAAUUUCCAAGGGGCGAUGAAGCUUUUAUGCCUGUUUAGCCAUUAGCAACUGUGACCCACUUGUACCUGCUCCAGUGCAUUUUGUGCAAAGAUUUGCUAAGCAGCAGUUGUCAAGUUUCAGAACCUUUUGUGAAAUUCAACCAGAGUCAUAAAGAUUCACACUGCCAAAAUAAUGGUGGCAGAAUGGCUUCUUGCAAAAUGGUGUUACUAAAGUUACGUGUAAGAGUUAAAUACUCUCAAAGGUGUCACUCUAGUCCCAGGGAGUUGUGUUCUCCUGGUCAUAUUAGUCUUAUUUCAUAUCUGAUAACUGUAUAUAGUUUAUAGUAAAAAGAUUAUAUAUCGUAAAGUAUGCCAAGCUGUUUCAACGAAAUAUAUAUUUUACAUACAUAUCUAUAUGUAUCAAUGUCAUUAAACUGUUGUUACUUGAUUCAAAUCUAGCAAAACUCUAUUUACCUUAAAUAAAAUAAUUGUAUUGUAAUGUAUUUAAUCCUCAUUACUUCAAAUAGAUGUUGAUUUAUUUUUAAAAUAAGAUAACUGUUAAUAAAUAUGAACAUAGUUUCUGUUAAAUUCUGGUCCAACUGAUAAUUUAAUUCUGUUGGUUCUAGAUUCUGUAUUCUGCCAUUGAAAAGAUAAAGAAAAACAUUUUUGCUCAAUUGUACAACAGGGAAUAAACACGUCAUUCUGAAUUUUCCAAAAUUUUUUACUUAACAGAAAAAUUAUUAUUUCUUUUUUUUUUUUUUUUUUGACAGGCAGAGUGGACAGUGAGAGAGAGAGAGACAGGGAGAAAGGUCUUCCUUUUUGCCGUUGGUUCACCCUCCAAUGGCCGCCACGGUAGGCGUGCUACGGCCGGCGCACCACGCUGUUCCGAUGGCAGGAGCCAGGUGUUUAUCCUGGUCUCCCAUGGGGUGCAGGGCCCAAAAACUUGGGCCAUCCUCCACUGCACUCCCUGGCCACAGCAGAAAGCUGGCCUGGAAGAGGGGCAACCGGGACAGGAUCGGUGCCCCGACCGGGACUAGAACCCGGUGUGCUGGCGCCGCAAGGCGGAGGAUUAGCCUACUGAGCCACGGCGCCGGCCCGAAAAAUUAUUAUUUCUUAAAAACUAAAAUAGAUUGUUUUAGACAUAAUUUAAGUAAUGGAAUUUUUCUAAUUAUACACAUGAGCAUUGUAGGAAAUUUAGAUUUAGAAAAGCAUAAAAAAUUAGUCAUGUUUAGUUUCCCACUCAAAAUUGAUCACUUUAACAUUUGAGUACAUUUCCUUUUAUUUUUUCUGUUUCAAUUCUGUGUAUUUACAUACAAAAUUAUGACAUUGAAGUCAUAAUAUGUACAGUACUUUGUAUAAAGAUUUUCCCUUAGUGUCAUAGCAUAGUAGUUUCCUACCCCAUUACUUGUUUUCCUAAGCCAUUUCAAUAUGUAUAUAAUAUUUCAAAAUAUAGAUCAUUUUGAUAUAGUUAGCUAGUCAUGAUGUUUGACCAUUUAAGUUGUUUAUGAUUUUUCAAUAUCAUGGAUUACACUGAGAUGAACAUUCAA